CUCACCACGAAGAGACUCGUUAUUUCUCCUUUCUGUCGUUCACCGUUCUGUCUUUACUAAAGAAAACAAAGAAUCGGUCAAGUAUUCUCAAAGAGAAACACUUAAGGAUUUUUGAGCCGUUUGUUUGUGGACAGAAAGCAAAUUUUUGUGAUUUAUUUUUGAGACCGUCGUUCAGAAAGUGAAAGUAAAGUUUAUAUCGCUGGAGCUCAAAAUGGAUUCACUAACUGUAGAAGAGCUUUCUUGUCCCGUGUGCUGUGAAAUCUUCAAGAAUCCUGUUGUUUUAUCAUGUAGUCACAGUUUCUGUAAAGAGUGUCUUCAACAAUUCUGGAUAAUCAAGAAAACUCAGGAGUGUCCCGUCUGCAGGAGAAGAUCCUCAAAAGACAAUCCUCCAGUUAGUCUCACGAUAAAAAACUUGUGUGAGUCGUUCCUGAAGCAUAGAAAUGAGAGGCGUUCAUCAGGAUCUGAGGAGAUCUGUGGUUUACACAGUGAGAAACUCAAACUCUUCUGUCUGGAGGACAAACAGCCGGUGUGUUUAGUGUGCAGAGAUUCAAAACAACAUGACAAUCAUAAAUUCAGACCCAUCAGUGAAGUGGUUUCAUCAUAUAAGGAGGAGCUCAAUACAGCACUGAAAUCAUUACAGAAGAAACUUAAACACAAUGAAAACAUUAAAGGAGAGUUUGAGAAAACAGUUCAACACAUGAAGUCUCAAGCUGAGCACACAGAGCGUGAGAUUAAACAGCAGUUUGAGAAGCUUCAUCAGUUUCUCAGAGAUGAAGAAGAAGCUACAAUCACUGCACUGAGGGAGGAAGAGGAGCAGAAGAAGCAGAUGAUGAAGGAGAAGCUGGAGGAGAUGAACAGACACAUCUCAGCUCUUUCACACACAAUCAAAGACAUGGAGGAGAUGAUGAAAGCCAGUGAUGUCCGCUUUCUGAAGGAGUUUCCAGUCUCAAUGGAAAGAGUCCAGAUCUCAUCACAGCCGGAUCCACAGACGUCUUCUGGAGCUUUGAUUCAUGUGCCACGUUACCUGGGCAACCUGCCCUUCAGAGUCUGGAAGAAGAUGCAGGACAUCGUCCAGAACAUGUCAGAAAGACGACUUGUUCUUCUGGGUAAAACUGGUGUUGGCAAAAGUGCAGCUGGAAACACAAUACUGGGACAGACAGUGUUUGAAUCUUCAGGGUCUCAAGAGACAGUAACUCGUGAAUGUUCAGCUGCUCACGGAAACGUUUCAGGCAAACCUGUGUCUGUUGUUGAUACUCCUGGAUUAUUUGACACACAACUGGAACAAGAGGAGUCAAUGACAAGGAUCAUGAAAAGUGUUGAUUUAUCCAGUCCUGGACCGCAUGCUUUUCUCAUUGUGUUUGGUGUACGAAGAUUAACGAAUGAGGACCAGCAGAUUCUUCAGAUGAUUGAGAUGAUGUUUGGUCAGGAGGUGUUAAAAUACUCUAUCAUUCUCUUCACUUGUGGAGAUUGGUUAGAUGACAAGUCCAUAGAGGAAAUCAUAAAGAAGAACCGUAGAUUAAGACAUCUAGUAGAUCAGUGUGGAGGCAGAUACCAGGUGUUCAACAAUGAAUUUGUGAAUAACAGAGAGCAGGUGAAUGAUCUGCUGCAGAAGAUUGACACGAUGAUAAAGCAGAAUGGAGGACAUUACAGUAAUAAGAUGCUUGAAGAUGCUCAGAGAAGAAGAGAGGAGACCGACAGAGGAAGAGGAGAGAAAACAACAACUAAAACAAAGUCAGGAAAGUGUCUGUAGUUGAUACUCCCGGAUUCUUUAACAUGCAGAUGAAAACUGAAGAGUUCAUGACAGAGAUAAUGAAGUGUUUAUUCAUCUAGUCUUUGGCAGCACACAUUCCUGUAGUUUGGUCAGGAGGUGUUAAAAUACUCCAUCAUUCUCUUCACUCAUGGAGAUCAGCUACAAGAAACCAUAGAGACACUUAUUGAGGAGAACAGUAGAUUAAGACGUCUUUUGUGGAGGCAGAUUUCAGAUGAAGAUUCACAGAGUCUCAGAUGAAAUGUGGAUGUUGAUGUGAUUCAGUCAAACUCAGUUCAGGUAUUUCUUUCUCUAGCUUUGACUCACUCACCUGUUUUCUGAAUCAUCGCGCUGAAAGACGCUCGGAAAGCAUCUGACAACAGAUUGAAACUGAUUAUUAAAUACUGCUAUAUUCAUCAAAGUAUUUUCACUUUAUUGAGAGAGAUUUUACAGCUUAGGCCACUGAUUACAUCAUUAAAUAUGACUUUAUAUCAGAAGCAUAAUAUUCUGUUAAAGAGAUCAAAUAAAUAAACAAAAUUUUCACUUAUGAUGUUAGUCUUUGUUUCUAACAAUCAUAUAAAUCAUAAUUUAGUGUCUAGAGCCUUUCUGAUAAAUUAAACACUCACGUCUCACCUGAGUUUA
This is a messenger RNA of Onychostoma macrolepis, 2389 nucleotides long. It is a transcript of the gene irgf4, whose product is annotated as immunity-related GTPase family, f4. Gene Ontology annotation, molecular function: zinc ion binding; GTP binding. NCBI's taxonomy places the organism in Eukaryota, Metazoa, Chordata, Actinopteri, Cypriniformes, Cyprinidae. The record is from RefSeq and is a predicted model, not a curated record. The coding region runs from base 212 to 1750 and encodes 512 amino acids. The transcript has 6 exons.